Molecule: messenger RNA, 4530 nt
Organism: Echinostoma caproni
Lineage: Eukaryota; Metazoa; Platyhelminthes; Trematoda; Plagiorchiida; Echinostomatidae
Source: the annotation of a GenBank genome assembly
AUGGCUCCCAAUGAAAACAAACCAAAUGAACAGCUCACAGGACAGAGUCAAAACAACCCGGCUGAAACCAAGCAACUGAAUCGGAAUAAACAAUCACAUAACUAUACUGAGGGCCGUGCUCGAAUGACCAUUGAAUCUCAGUUAGACUUUUUGGAAAAAGUUAUUGUCACAACGGAUACCAUUAUUGCUUGGCCAAUCCGAUGUGCUGACCCUCCAGUAGUGGUACAGCAAGAGGAUAGCGAACAGAAAACAAUUAAAGAGGCCAAAGAUCAUGCACUGGCAAUUCAAAGUGCUUCAUCUCGAGGUGCUAUCAAUUCUGGUGAAGAUGAAUGUCCUAAUGUUUCAGUUCAGGUGAAAGUGGAUAGUACGACUGUACAACAUCCAACAGCUUGUCAUGCAUUUGAUAUUCAGGCACAUGUACAAAUUAAACAGAAAUUCAGUCCUACACGAAUCGGCCAUACAGGAACGAAUGAGCCGGGAACUUCAGAAAAGAGAAACACACUUGUCGAAUCCGAUAAUGCACCGGGGACGACCAGUGUCCCGGCCAGAACUAUGAGUCCCAUACACUCUUUCAAAUCUCGUGUAGCAUUCAGUUCUCCAACAGAUCCAACCAUUUCCGGUUCGGUUACGAUUCAAGGACAUAUUUCCCCGGACGGUAAGUUACUCAUCGCCCAAGAUGGGAUCGCCGUUGAUGAGAGUACUCAAUAUUCUCCUCAGUCUGCGUCUCACCAACAGCGUGCCGACAUGGUGUCCAAUGUGGGUCAGAGUGCAAUCAAACUGAAAGAACCGAGUGGCUCUGAAACGGUGGUGAUCCCAACGCAAACAGUGAUGCACUUGGAACCGACGUCCAAGUAUCAAAUCGAAGUUCAAGAGAGCUGCACAUACGAUCAAACUCCAGAGGGAGCAUUGGAGUUGCGCUUGUCUCGUACACUUGAGAUUCAACCGACCAAUGAAAAAGACGGCACGGAACAGAUCGGUGAUCCGGCAAGACAAGAUGCGGCAGAGGUGCUCCAAUUGCCGUCCCCGGAACAGACAAAAACGGAACCUUUGGGUCUAUCGGUAGAGAUGGUAGAUGAGUCAAAAUUAAACGAAACGUUAGAGAUGAAACAAAGUGAUUUUGGUCCGGACGUCGAACAAGACAUGGACUCACCGGGAAAUGCUCCGGUCUCUGAUAAAGUGAUGAAGGAAAUUGAAGCUACACUUAAUCAACAAGCUGAUACCGUCGAAAACGCAGCCCUUCCUGUGAAUACACUACCACUUGCAUCGGAAACAGUGAAUGUUGUGGACCAAGAACCGUCUGGUCUGGCGGAUGAAUACAAAAAAUUGACAUCAAAGAGCUCUGGUGGAUCUGAUGAGGGGUUGCGGAGGGAUACGAAUGAGCAAGAGGGUGAAAAAGAUGAGGCUAAGGAUGAAGCAAUUCAGCAGGAAGAAGGUGGAUUGGAGCGAUGUCCGGAACAAGCAGAUGAUAUUGAUAAUGUGGAUAACACACAGUUGGUGGAAACCAACCAGAUCCUGAGCGAAGUUCAAUUAGAUAAAAAUGAUGCAGACAAGGAGCUGAUAAAUCUGGCUGAGGCUGAAGAACCAGUGCAGGAUGUAGUCAAUUCAUUCAUUCAGACCGAUAACGUGGUCCCUCAGGAAAUUAAUACAAUAGGAAUAGAACAAUCACUCGGUCAGAAGGUAAGUGAGGAACAGGAAGGCCCAUCAGCAUUACCAAUGGUCGAUACGGAUGGAAUAGGUGGGGAAUAUAUUGCUACUACUGAUAUACAAGAGCCGCAGGAAGUACGGGAGCCGACAACUGGCGAGGAACCAGUGGUCACGUUACCUGAGGAUGUACAACUGGAUGUUGUCCAGACUGUUCCACGUGAGGAGGAAAAUCCAAGUGAGCAGAAGAUCGAAGAUACGCAAGAGGAUCAGGUAGCACCGCUUGUGGCAAACGAGAGUGAACCCGUUGAAGAGGAUCAAGCACCCAUUUGUGUACAGGAAUCCCAGGAAUUACAGUCUCCAACGACCGUUGAGGAACCUACGUCACGUGACGAAGUAGUUCAGCCAAACGAAGAUCAACCAGCCCCGGUGCAAAAAAUCAAAGUGAGUAUUAACGAUACCGAGGAUGAACCGCCUCAGCCCGAUGAGGAAAUCAGCACACAACCUGAGGAAAAACUGGCAAAUGAAGUGAUAGAAGGCAAUGAGGAUCAACUACCGAUUGAAAAGAACCUCGCAGAAGGUGAUCCAGAGUUAACAGAAGCGCAAGCGAAACCCUCAGAACCUAAACCAGAAGAGCAGACGGCGCAAGAUUUUCCAUCGGUUGAGAAGUCACAGACAACAGAUGGUCCGGUACCUGUAUUGGAAUCACGGGAAUCUACAAUACAAAAAGAAAAAGAAUGUCACGCAGUGGCUGCAGAUAUAACCAAUCAAGUUUUGGAGACAGCAUUUGACAGAAUAGCUCGGUCUGUGCCAGAGAAUGCGACCUCACCGGAAUUGCCCACGGACACGAAAGAAGAAUCAACUACGGUGGGCCCUGGUGAGGAUAUUCCAGCCCCAGUGGUCGAGGAAAAUGAAGAACAGAAACAAGAUGUACAACCUGUACAAUCCGCUGUGGAAUCUGCGGGUCACGAGGAGGUGGUUGUUGACACUACCACACUUACCGAACGCAGAUCAUCCAAAUCCAAAGAGUUGCCCACAGAAUUAAAAAAUCCGGUAGUGUUGCAGAGCCCGGAGUUAGCUGCAAACAGUGAGGUUGAGCAACUGCCAGUGAGACAAUACGGGGACAAGAUACUUUGCGAUGCGGAAGUCAGUACAGUUCCAGAUGAUCUGGGUUUAACGGGGUUGGGUAGUGAUGGUGUAGAAUCAGAAUCGUCUCAAAGUUUGCAACACUUUCGUUAUCGUCAUCGUCGAGUUUAUCGUGGCACGGGAGUUGUGUCUGAGCGUAACACACCCACUCUGUCACACAGAGGGGAAAAAGGGCACCGUGGUAAACGUGUAGCACGCCAGCCAACCGGUGAGAUUACCGCAGCGCCAAAUGAAACACCCAGUCCAGGAAAAAUGGAAAAUUCAGACGGUUCAGGCACCCAGACAAGUAGUGAGGGAUCGGAAUAUCAACGAAUGACCAUGAAUUUGUUGAAUACUCUGACCACAACCGCAGAAUUAUUGAAAACACAACUUCGAAGACAAUCGAAUGCAAAGGCACGAAAACGGGGCCAACGAAAUGCAAAUGAAAAACCGGACGAAGGAACAGACAAACAGAUGAAACAUAUCCAGGAUUUGGGUUCAAUGAACGCGCAAAAUGCGAGCUGUGCUGAACCCGAUAUUUGGAACAAAUUUUGGCCCACACUCUUCCGACAAAGGAGCGAAAUAAACAAAUAUGAUCUCGGUAAAACUAAAAGAAAAAGAUAUCUGUCCACAUGUUCUAGAAGGGACCUGAUUCGGGACCCGUAUGUUUCCGAACUAUACACAUCGCUGGUGCGUGUUGUUAGGCCUCACGAUGAUAACAUUAUUGGCAUGGCCAAUAAACGGAUUGUAGAUGGCAUUGAAUCUUGUUCUUCAUGCUUUGCAAACCCCACACGGUUGUGUCAUUCACACACUAUCAUGCUUGAUGAUAUAAUAUGUCCCACGCACGAAUAUUCACUAAUUGCUCAGAAUCGAUUUUAUAAACCAGCCUCUUUUUUGCACCUAGACAGCGAUCAGUUUCACAUGGCCCGACCGACUCAAGUUUUGCAUGAGGCAGUAGAGGAGGAUGGUUCGUCCAUUGUUUCCACAGAAUUAAACCCCUGUCUUAGUCCACGAUCACAGCUACCAAUCUAUCAAUCUCCAAAAGUAUCCAAGAAAAAAAGUGUAAAUGAUCAGAAUUUGGCGGGACAGAAAUUCCCUAAACGGACCGGUAUUAAAACAGCUUUUCGAGACACUACAUCUCAGCCAUGCAGCCAAUGCCAAGCACUUCGAAGUAUCCACAAAUCAACAAUGUCUGCUUCGACUUCCACGAGCUUAUCCGAGGAAUUGCCUUUAGAACUCGGCCAAAAUGAUCGACCGAAGCCGUGUACCACUCAAUGCAUUCUAGGGUGUCAUCAAAGUGGACUUGCGGAUUUGCACAAAAAAUCUAGUCGAAUAACACAUUGCUCUGAGAUCGAAUCAUUGAAGAGAUGCUUUCAGGGAUUGUGUGAUUAUAAUGAAUUCGGUCAAACAAUGAAAUUAGUACCCGAACAAUCUACCGGAUCCCGAUCACACGCGCGAUCGGCAAGCGUUUACAAAACUCCGCUAAACCAAACCACCAUAUUAAACGCUGGUGGUGAAUGUGAGAUGCCCCUGACGGAAGUGAUGCAAUCCUCUAGCCCGACCACAGAACACGGCUUGACGCAUAACCGAAAACUGAUCGUCAUGAAUCGUUUAGUGCCAAGGAAACUAAAACGAAAACAGGAUAUCGCGAUGAAAAUCGCCCAAACUUUGCUCAAACGAAAAUCGGAAAAUAUGGAGGAAUCGGAUAAGACAAUUUCAACCGUUCUAGGCCAGCCUUCAUCGGACAAACCAUUGUCCUACUGA